AACUCGUCACAUGACAGAGGAAUAUUGCUCAUCCACUUCAGGAACAGUUCGACGCUCAAAUUAGAAUUGUUUCCGGUUAAAUUGGGGUCAAACAGAGGGGUUGCACAUUACAAGACAUCACAAUGCUUAUACGAAGGGUGUUACAAUGUGGAAUGACAGCUUUAAAGUCACGCAGGACCAUUCACCACAGUGCUCAAUGGAGGAGUCCUCUCGUACCUAUCGUUGUGGAGCAGACGGGUCGAGGAGAGCGUGCGUAUGACAUCUACUCUCGUCUUCUGAGGGAGAGGAUCAUCUGUGUAAUGGGGCCAAUUGAUGACUCUGUGGCCAGUCUGGUUAUUGCUCAACUACUCUUUCUGCAGUCAGAGAGCAACAACAAACCCAUCCACAUGUACAUCAACAGUCCUGGCGGUGUUGUGACGGCAGGCCUGGCCAUCUACGACACCAUGCAGUACAUCCUCAACCCAAUCUCCACGUGGUGUGUGGGCCAGGCGGCCAGCAUGGGCAGUCUUCUCCUAGCUUCGGGCACGGCCGGCAUGAGGCACUCCCUGCCCAACGCCCGCAUCAUGGUGCACCAGCCCUCCGGAGGAGCCAGGGGUCAGGCUACAGACAUCGCCAUUCAGGCUGAGGAGAUCAUGAAGAUAAAGAAACAGAUCAAUCAACUCUACGCUAAGCACACUGGCCAGCUGUUGACACAUAUAGAGAGUGUGAUGGAGAGAGAUCGUUACAUGAGCCCCAUUGAGGCACAGGACUUUGGGAUCAUCGACCGAGUGUUGGUGCAUCCUCCCCAGGCGGGCCAGGAUGACCCAGAGCUGGUCCAGAAGGAGCCCCCUACUGCCAUCUGCCCCUCGCCAGCCUCCGCCACCGAGCAGAGCCCCCCCGGGACCAACCCCCCCUCCUCACACAAACCCGAACCCUGACCUCAGACUACCAGAAAGCAGUCCCAAUCACAAGCCAUCUUCUACCAACACUUCUGUAGAUCGGAAUGGAUUGGACAGGUGCAAGCAUAUGCUGAUGUAGCUUAAAUCCAAAUGAAUUGGAGUGGAUACUAAUAUGUGAGAAGUUACAGCGUAGCCUAGCAGAGGGCAAAGUGGAGCUAUUACUAUAUUGCUUAUACCUGUCCAAUCCUUUAAUUUACAGAAGUGCUCUGGGUGGAUAGGGGCCGGUUUGGAACAGAGGACAUGCAUUGUAUACCUCUAUGCUGGAGAAACCUCUGGGAGAGGCAAACUGCAGCAGUAUUAGAAUAUUUACAUUUAAGAAUGAUAAUUUUUGACCAAUCUCAGAUUUGUAGUGUCCCCCAUAAUAUGCACACUGUAUUUACAACAAAGACUGCAGAUCUCUACAGUGAAGGAAACAAUAUAGCCCCCAUUUGUACAAGCCAUGACACAAUUGUGAUGUUGAUUUUCAUGAACUGGAAUAAAAUACAUUUUCUUUGAGUCACACACCCAACCUGGGCCUGUACUCAUAAAGCAUCUAAGAGUAGGAGUGUUGAUCUAGGAUCAGUUCCUCCUGUCCAUGCAAUCUUAUUCAUUGUGACAGACAAGGCAAAAUGGAUUCUAGAUCAGCACUCCUCUUAACGCUUUGUGAAUACAGGCUGUGAUGUAAAAACAAAUUAUAAUUGUAUCAACGCGUUUCGAGUCUGUAACAAGUAAAGUGUUUUGAUUGCCUCGGU
Molecule: messenger RNA, 1669 nt
Organism: Oncorhynchus tshawytscha (Chinook salmon)
Lineage: Eukaryota; Metazoa; Chordata; Actinopteri; Salmoniformes; Salmonidae
Product: ATP-dependent Clp protease proteolytic subunit, mitochondrial
Exons: 7
Coding region: 123-917 (264 amino acids)
Biological process (GO): protein quality control for misfolded or incompletely synthesized proteins
Cellular component (GO): endopeptidase Clp complex
Molecular function (GO): serine-type endopeptidase activity; ATPase binding; ATP-dependent peptidase activity
Source: RefSeq, a predicted model, not a curated record